CAUGAUCAGGUUUAAAUAAUUAUGUCUGCCAGAGUCUACUAAGAUUUGAACUUGUAUGAAAGACACACAAAUCGAAUUCAUGAAGUUAAAUUGUACUUCUUUUGAGUAAAAAUGACAUAUAUCUCAAAAUCAUAGAAUUUUUUUUUUAUCUACAGCAGCAGUUUUACUCCACAUACAGUAAAGUCUUCAUGUAAAAUCUAUCGGAUCUCGGGUUCAUAUUGAGUUUGAAGGAGUUCUCAGGAAAUUGUUGUACUGAUCCAAUCCUCCGUAGAGAAAUAUAUUAAUUUAACACAUUUAUCUAAGCAGUCAUAAAGAAACUAUCCACGUUAGAAUAUUCAUCCUUUUGCUCAACAUACUAACACCAAUUUUAUGCCUAACAAAUGCACAAAAGAAAUCAAAUAACCUCAUCUAACACCAAACACUUUGGACGAUAGACAAAGAUUGAUUAAGGGCAUUGCUAGAAAAAGAAUAAUUUUUUAUUUGAGAUGUCAAGAUAUUUUCUGUUAUGACUUGGAACAUAUUUCAUUUGGAAUGGCAGACAAAAAUAAAAUUUAAUGUAUUGGACUUGUACAAGUAUGCAAAUAUGUAUAGUGCCUUAAAUAUUAUGGGUUGGAAAUACAUGUUAAUUACUUUGGGAUAACCCCAAGAAAGACAGAUUUCUGGACAGGGAUGAAAAUUUAGAUUUUUCAGGAACCUGAUGUUCAGUGGUUGUCGUUUGUUGAUUUGGUUCAUAAGUAUUUCUCGUUUCUCGUUUUUUUUAUAUAGAUUAGACCGUUGGUUUUCCUGUUUGAAUGGUUUUACACUAGUAAUUUUUGGGGCCCUUUAUAGUUUGCUGUUCGGUGUGAGCCAAGGCUUUGUGUUGAAGGCUGUACUUUGACCUAUAAUGGUUUUACUUUUACAAAUUGUGACUUGGAUGGAGAGUUUUCUCAUUGGCACUCAUACCACAUCUUCUUAUAUCUUUUUAUACUGUAAAAUUACAAAAUUUUUAUUUUGAAAUUUUUUAAGUUAAACCUAAUGAAACUUCCAAUUUUCAUGGCCCUGCUGCUGCAUUAUAACAUAUAGAUUUCCCAAAAUAUUAUUUGAGACAUAUUUAGAAAUAUGAAUUUGAUAAAUUUUUCAUUAAAAAUUUUGUCUCCAAAACUUAAGUUUUUAUAACUGUAAAAGAAAAUGUACAUGUCAGGGAUAAUCUCUAGCUUGAUCCCAUAUUUUGCAGCUUUUUGGUUGUUCAGAUGGAUCGUUACAGUUUGUCUUUCAGAAUGUUGACAGUUCUUUGAUAAAUUAUGGGAAGUCUGUGGGUAUAGGGCUGACAUAUGCCUACCUAAAUGAUGUGAUUUGUUAUUGUUUUUUUAUGGAUUACAUGGUUCUGUUGUGAUUGUUCAAUUAGUUUCUUGACUAUGAAACCUUAUAUGCUGCUCAGAUAAUGUUGUCAAGAAAAACAUUUGGCUUUUCCAUAUUGAACUUGGAAAGCCUACAGAAAUUUAAACUAACAACAGCGCUGUAUGAGGAAAACAUCAAAUCAUAGAAACUCAAGACAAGCAACAAAAAAAUAACCAAAAGAAAAUGACGAGGAAAUGUAGAGAACUUAUUUUAAUUAGAUUGUUAAUCAUCCUGUUAUUCAAAAUGUUGUAUAAAACUCUCUGGAAAAAAUUUUGCAAUGUUAAAAAAAUUGUAAAUCAGGUUUUCAAAGCAGAAAUGUUUAUUGGUUGAGUGAAGAUAGUAUUUUGAAAUACCCACCAAAUCUGGAUGGGAACUUGGUUGAAAUGCAUGUUCAAAAUACAGAAAAUUAAACCAAGAAAAUAUUGUGAUAUUUUGAAAUUUUUUAUCUUAGAAGGUCUGAAAAACUGCUUUUCUUUGGACUGAAUCUGAAGACACCUGGAGACCUCACAAAAAAAUACUUUUUCAUAUAUAAUACAUGUGUUCUUUUUGAAAAAAAAAGAUAAAAAUCUUUGUAAGAGAGACUGGGAUAUGAAUUUGUGAUCUCUUUACUUCUUAGUUUUUGUAGUUAUUUAUUUAAUUUUCUUCUUGUUACUUCAUAUUCUGUAGGUCUACUGGACAGCUAUGGUCAGUAAAACCACCUAGAAUUCACCUGUCAUCUUACCUGACUGGAGGUUUAAAGAAGUUAUACCAUCAUCUGAAGAAUGACUGCCUUAGUCUACCAGUGUACAGUUAGUCAAUCUAGUAUAUUACAGUGAAAAUAUUUGUCAUAAAUGAACAUUUAUUAAAAAAAGAAAUGGAAUUAAUUAUAAAUUUGACUUUCAAAAUUUAUCCUUGUAGCUCCACUAAUCUUUCAGAAUUUGCUGGAAGAGCAUCUAAUCAGCUGAGAUAUUUUCAAUGUCUCCUCUGAAACUAUUGAGCCAAAUUUAACUGUACUUUCAAAUCAUAUCUGGCUGCUGUAGGCCAAAUUUUUAUAAAAAAUAUUUUCUGUCUAGUGGGAGAAUAAAAGAGAAGGUAGGAAGGUAAAAUUAUUUUAUUUUCUUAAAUACUUACAUAGACUAAAUAGGGAAAUAUAAUAGACUUUAACUGUGCUCAUGCAAAAUUGACUUGACUUAAAUAGUGCUUAACAAAAACGUUUAUAAAAUGUGUCGGAGUAGAUAUGAAAAUAGGAAAAAUUUUCAUAAAAUGUUUAAGGAGUGGUAGAGGCAGGAAAAAAACACUAUUUUUGUUCUUGCGUUAUCUAUUACCGAUAUCUGUUAAGUUGUUUCCAAUGUAACAUCAAUUAAUGAUUCUUUUCCAGGGAAGGGACAAUUUACAAAUGAUGAAGGUCACUUCUACAUUAGUGGAUCCUGUGUUAUGGCCUCCAGAUAUAGGAUAAUAGACCUCAUAAGUGAGAAAGGCCAGUCAGGCGUGUUGUUAAGGGCAGAGGACAUGUUUAAAGAAGACACAAUUGUAGUUAUUAAAGUCCUCCACACAACAUUUUCCCAACUAGGCAUUCAGGAAACCCUCUGCUUACAACAACUACGAAAUGUAGAUCCUGAUAACAUCUCACAUACACUCAGACUUUUGAAUAUUUUCACAUUUGAUGAUCAUUACUGCAUGGUAUUUGAAGCUUUAUAUCCAGAACCGAUCAAUCAGAUAUUUCAUCAAAUUUCUAGAGAUAAGUUAAUACCAAGCAUAAGGAAGGUAACCAUCAGACUGUUGACCAUUCUGGGUUUUCUACAACAACAAAAUAUUAUCCAUGCUGAUUUGAAACCUGAUAAUAUUUUAUUAAAAAAAAAGGAUGACCUUGGAUCAUUGAAGGUUAUAGAUUUUGGAAAUGCCAUCCAUCACAUACAUAAAGAGGUUUCUCUUUACUAUGAAGAUUUUCAGGUUCAAACACCACUCUAUAGAGCACCUGAGGUAAUAUUUGGUAUUCCAUUUGGCUCAGAAAUAGAUAUUUGGUCAGUUGGAUGUAUCUUGGCAGAAUUGUAUGCUGGGAAACCACUGUUUCUUGGUAGUGAUGAGAAAUCCAUUGUUAAAAAGAUGACUGAGAUCUUAGGAUUACUACCUACUAAUGUAUUCCAGAAAGGGAAAUAUUACAGCGAGUUGAAGAGUUUCACCGGAACUAACACGCAGGAAAAUGUCUGUCAGGAUUUAAUGGAUCACCUUAAGUGUAGAGAUUACAAGUUUUGUUCUUUUUUGGCUGGCUGUUUGCAGUAUAAUCCAGACAAAAGAUUUAAACCAAGAGAAGCAGCCCUGCAUCCGUUUCUAGCAUCUGAGCUUCCUAUAGGAUUUCUUAUGGGGUCCAAUACAGACAAAAUAUAUCCUUCAGUGUAUGUACCACAUUACAGCCACAGUCCUCAUGUGGCAUCAGAUAUACAGAGAAGUCAGCCUUCCUCCUUGGAUUUAUUGAAAUUAGGAACAUCUAUAGUGGAUACCGAUAAAAAGUGUCUUCAGUCUGAAUUGACAAAAACAGUCAGUAGUGAUCGUAACUAUGGAGCCAUGUCUGAGGAAAGAAAAUCCUCAAAUAGCAAAAAUUUGAGACCAGGAUCAAAGAUGUAUGAAUUGUCAAAUGUAAGAAACAAGGGAAGACAAAGGUCCUUGGAUAUUGCAGAACAAAGUGGAUAUCAAACAAAGGAACUCGAUAAAACAUAUACUGUUAGAAGCAACAGUUUCAGUAGUAGAGUUGUCAGUGAUAAGUGCAUGACUGAAAUUUCACGGCAAAUUGAUAUGAAAAGAGAUAAUUGUAGGAAAUCUUUAAGUAAUGCCUUUAAAGAAAAGAAUGAGGAUUCUAAUUGUUUACAUCCCGUGGUUUAUAAAAAUUCUGAUGAUGGAAAUGUCAUCAAACAAAAACAGCAAAUUAAACUGACGACAUCUGACAAAACUGAAAGAUUAACUUCAGCUGAAACUGGUCUAUCAAUGUCUGACAAAACUGGUAGAUUAACAUCUGAUCAAGAAGGAAGAAUAUCUUCAAGUUCUGCAAGGAAACCAAAAAUUGCUAAUAAUACAAUUGAAAGAGAUAUCAGUCCAAGUGUUGAAUCCAUAACUAUGGAAAGGGAGGGGAAUUGUAUUCAAACAGGGGAAGCAGAUGCAAAUAGAUACUUAAACAUUGAAGGUAAAAGAUCUUUAGUAAACAGUGCAAAUGAAAAAUUCAGAAAGAGACUUAUGUUUUCUGAGGCUUUAAAACCUAGAAAGACUGCUUUUUCACUUAACAAAGACAGAGAGAAAACAAGAGAGAAGAAAAAGUUUGUUCGUGCUAGCAAAAAACUAGUUGAAGAUUUUAUUGGAGACAAAAAUCCAGUUGAAAAAAAUUGUAAUGUAGACAAAUUACAAGUUGGUGAUAGUUUUAUUGCAGAGGAUGAUAAGAACUCAAUUGAUCCUUAUGAAUAUGAAAUGACUCCAGAUGCAAAGAGAGGUUUUAUCAACAUGCAAAGAAAAGAGGAAAGAAAAAGAGUGAAAUCGGCUAAUGAUAAGGAAGAGUUGGCAGCUAGUAUGACAAAAAAAUCUGGACCCCGCAAAACUGUUAAUGAGAAAUCAGACACCAAGCAGACUGUCAGUAAAAAAUCAGGGGCUGCUUAUGGUGCUAAUGGAAAUUCUGAUUCAGAUGAGGAAGUGAUGUUGCUAAGUAUUUGA
Molecule: messenger RNA, 5049 nt
Organism: Mytilus californianus (California mussel)
Lineage: Eukaryota; Metazoa; Mollusca; Bivalvia; Mytilida; Mytilidae
Product: probable serine/threonine-protein kinase DDB_G0268078
Exons: 13
Coding region: 2791-5049 (752 amino acids)
Biological process (GO): peptidyl-threonine phosphorylation; peptidyl-serine phosphorylation
Molecular function (GO): protein serine/threonine kinase activity; ATP binding
Source: RefSeq, a predicted model, not a curated record